This is a messenger RNA of Nezara viridula (southern green stink bug), 2377 nucleotides long. The record is from the annotation of a GenBank genome assembly. NCBI's taxonomy places the organism in Eukaryota, Metazoa, Arthropoda, Insecta, Hemiptera, Pentatomidae.
AAGAUUCUGGCUGAAAACAGUUUUAUUACCAGUAAUAAAAGGGUUUAGCGAGCUCCGAGCUUCAUCUCCAGUAUCCCAUUUGUGAAGAUAAGGUUCUAUAUUGUCCUCGAGGUCUUUUAGGCGGUACCUAAUAACGGGAGGAUAGCCUGGUGCCUGCCCACCCUGGCGUCCUUUCUUACUUAUCGAUGUCAUUAUCUGGAGCCCUAAUCUUCCUUAGUGAUGAGGCUGUAGAUUUAGAAGACUGGAAAAGAGCGAGACUUGAAAACUCCGGGAAAGAUCCUUCCGAAUACGGAGUCGUCUUAGAGCCAAAUCAAUACCAAAAGAAACCAAGACCAUUGAGUUGGCGAUGGAUCCGUGAGUGGUGCAUAGCCUGGUGGCACAGUGGCAGGGAAGACCUGGAUGGUGAUGCUGAACUAGAGGACACACCCUCAGAUAUGGGAUAUGCCACUCCUGUAUCAGUUGAGACACCUUUGCAGUCAUCUGUAUCUAGGUGCACUUCUCUUAAUGUUAUAAGAGAUCCUUACUCUUCAGUUGGAGCACCAACAACACCAAAGAUGCCCCACCAUGUACAUUACGACUCAAGAAGUUUACCACCUCAGACAAAACUUCACUCUCGAUCACUGUCUACAGAUUCGGUGUAUACAAUCUUAAUCCGAUUACCUGCAGACAAUAGUUGUGAUGGUGUUGGAGAGCAGCAACCAUCGAUAAAGAUGAUUGCUGAAGACACUACACCAGUCAGAGGAAGACCAGUGGAUUACAAUGCACUCUCUCUCCAUCCUGCCGGAGGUUACCACCACCAGGCUGUUGGGAGACGACCAUCUCAUAUCUCAGACAUAAGGAUCCCUCUCAAUACUAAAAUUAUUCCUAAACAACUAGCUCCUGGAGCAAGGCAGCAUAUACCACCUAAAAAGAAAAAGAAAACUCAAGAGAAAAAAGCAGAUAAAAAAGCUGCAAAGACAUUAUCUGCUAUUCUAUUGACGUUUAUUAUUACCUGGACGCCAUACAAUAUCCUUGUACUUCUCAAGCCACUGACAGCAUGUACAGACUGUAUACCGAAAGGUCUCUGGGACUUCUUUUAUUACUUGUGCUAUAUAAACAGCACCAUCAACCCUGUCUGUUAUGCUCUUUGUAAUGCCUCCUUUAGACGAACGUAUGUGAGAAUUCUUACCUGCAAGUGGCACAAUAGAAACAGAACAGCAAUGAACAGGGGAUAUUAUAACUGAACAUAUUUUGAAUCUAUUUCCAUUAUGACUUUUGAUUCAUCAUUACAAAACUAUAUUAUAUAUAUAUUUUAUAAUAAUUUGAUAAUAUGCAGUAUUUUUGCAAGUUGUAUUUUCUAUGUCGGGUAGAAUUAGAUUGAUUGAUUUUGUGAAAAAAAAAAUAUUUUAUAAUACAUGCCUAGAUACCAUAACAAUUACUGAAAGCAGUGGUUAUGUAUUUGUUAUGGUUUGGUGCAGAAGAAAUGGACAUAAUUUGAAGAGAGAAAAAAAAGGACUUUUUUCAAUUAUUUUAAUAUGUUAAUCAAUUCAGAAAGAGAAUUUGAAAAUUGUAUUAUCUCCAUCUGAAAUACUGGGUAUGAAAGAUAGCUGGUUGAUCUUGAAGUUCAAUUCAGUUGAAUUUGUAAUUAUAUGAAAAGAUUAAGUGUGGCCUAAUAAUUGACGGUUAAGUUGGUUAUAGAAUUGUUUUUAGAAGUUUUAGGCAGUAUCACUUUAUUGAUUUCAUUUAAAGAUCUCAUAAAUCUAUAGAUGAAAAGAUGUGUCACAACUCUUUCUGCUUUGUACAUAUAAUGAAAAGGCAAAUGGUAAAAUCUGCGAUAAGAAUUAGAAUCAUUUUUGAAUAUUAUAUUUUGAAAAUUUAACUCUCACACAAUUGGUAUUUUCUGUUAAGAAAUAAGGUUUAUGUUUCUUCAUUCAAAACCCUCAACAAAUCAUUUACUCAUUUACAAUGCUAUUGUUGCUCCAAUAAUAAUGUAAUAUCAACCGAAAUUAUAUUCAAUAAUAAAACUUCCAUAUAAAAUAUGGAUUGCUGUAAAAUGAUUGUUGGAUCUGUUUUACUCUUGUGGAUAACUUGUAUGGAGUGCAACGAUAAUAUUCAGAUAUUUAUACUUUAUUUGUGUGUUAAUGUUUGUAGAUGAUUUCGCUCAAUUUAUAAGAUAAAAUAUCAUAUGCAUCAAGUUAAUCUAAGAUUUUAGAUUUUUUUUUUUUAACGUAUCUAGACGUGCUUUUAUAGAAUUUUUAAAUAGUUUGUGUAAUUAUUAUUUUUUUUUUUUUAUGGACAUUUUUUUGUCUUACAAGGGCCAGGUCCCAUUCUAAGAAAUAUUAAGGAAAUUAAUAGAAACUAAAACAAACAAAAAGCCACCAUUAAAUAAUUUUUAAGU